CCAAGCAUUAUUAGAUUGACUGAGUCGCCUGCUUUGAGGUUUCGACGUCGCCAUAUCCAGGCGGCCUUUCACCCCGAGGUUUCAUCCGAUCCCACCUCACUGCUUGUCCUCGUGCCCGCCACAUCCUCCGGGUCUCGGGCUUCGUACGUCUAGGACAAAUAUAGCCAAACCCAUACCCCUCGCUACCACCUGCCGGUUCAUGCAACCCUGGGGCAUUUAAUAUCCAUAGGCAUCUGCACCCCGCAGGUCGCAGACCUGUCGCCCAGUUAGUUAGGUGCCGUCACGGUCUCCCCGGCAGCCGGACUUAGGUGCGUGACGUCGGAGAGGAGCUCGUCUUCAACUCGCUCGUUUCUCUCACCAGAGACACCCCGCUCGACAGCGUGAGCCUUGUGGCACAACAGGACCAAACUCAGGAGCUAUGUCAGUGUUUUCGAUGAUCAAGCGGGGCCGUCAGGCCGCCAAGGAGCACCGCGCGGAGCAGGCCAAGAAGGAGAGGGAGGAGGCCCAGAAGGCCCCUUACAAGCACAUACCGAGACAUGCCGCCAUUGAUGCUCUGUCGGGCGGGCCGGCAGGUUGGAAAGAGAACGACAGGCGCAGGAUAGUCGAGCAGAACAAGCGACGCAGCGCGAUGACGACGAGCGGCGUGGGUAUGAGCGGUUUCAUGACGCCGGUCCAUGCCGGCAUGCCCCGUACACACAGCGCACUUUCCCACGUCUCAUACCCGUCCUCCUCCGCGAGCCCCGUCGUUCAGCUGCCGCGGGCCUACAGCUACAGCAGCAUGCCGCCGGGCUGGACAUCGCACACGAGGGAGAUCAGCUACAGUCCCAUCGACAUGGUAACUUCGCUGAAGGGCAAGGAGGUCGAAAGGGUUAUCGACUCGGCCCGCACGAGCCGGUCCUCCAGCAAGAUGUCGACCGGUCGGAUCCCGCUACCGCCCGGCGCCUCGUUCGGGGCCGGGGAUGCGACACCAUCGCCCGUCGAAAGCUCCAGCGACUCGGCCAGUUCGCAGGAGGACUUGGAGAUGAAGCCGGUUGCUAGAUACAGUGCUCCGAUCCCUCCGUCCCAGGGCGCCAGCAGGCCGGAUAAGCCUGCGAGUGACGCCGAGCGCAUCCACAGACUGCACCCUGGCCGCUCGCGUAGGAUUUCGGACCCGAACCAGGCCGCAGUGCCUAUGCGAAGCUCUCUGGCGCCGCGCACGAGCUCCCUUGGCCCCGGCAUCCCUCCCGUUCCUGCGCUGCCCCCCCUCCAGUUGGGCACCGCCGUGACCACCCCAGAGUUGUUCUCUUCGGCAGCCUCCUCGAGUGCUAGCUCAGUCACCAUGGUUCCUGUUGCGUCCAGCACAUCGCUUGCCGCCAAGGCUGCGCCAACGGUUGUGACACCAAGGGCGCCGACUACAAAUGAAGCCGAGUUGGCGCAGCAAGCAGAGUAUGGCACGGCAGAAUCCUUGGGCGGGGGAGAGGUCGUGGCCAUGAAGACAAGCGUUGCCCCGAUCGUGUUGGGUGUCCCGCCCGUGGUGGAGGGUACUUCUCCGGCGAAGCACAAGAAGAAGAGGGUAUCGAAAGUGGCAAGGUUCAGCGAGCUGGAGCCCAUCAAGUCCAACACCACCACCGUUACCGUGGAGCCUGCGGAGCUGGAAAAGCGCCCGAUUUCGACGACAACUGCCCUCCCAACGAGCUUCGACGAAACGGCCCUGUCCGGGAGAAAUGAGAUUGUGCUACCCCCUGUGUCGAAGCCGGGCAAGCUCUCCAAGGCACCCGCGGCAGCGAGUGGGAAGCUGGUCAAGAAGAACCGGUGGUCGCUAAGAAGCAGCAAGAGCACUGCGGUGGCUGGCUGAGUCCUCCGAGAAUGAAGAGGACUUUCGCCGCCUCCGUCCUCGUUUUGCAACCGGCAUCGGCGUUGUGACAUUACGUUUACAUAUAUAUCUGCCUGUCUUUUGCAUCUCAUUUGUGUUCCAGCAAGCGACAUCACACGUCAUGA
Messenger RNA from Chaetomium strumarium, 1977 nucleotides. RefSeq lists its product as uncharacterized. NCBI's taxonomy places the organism in Eukaryota, Fungi, Ascomycota, Sordariomycetes, Sordariales, Chaetomiaceae. The transcript has a single exon. Bases 419 to 1834 code for a protein of 471 amino acids. The record is from RefSeq and is a predicted model, not a curated record.